UAAUGAUGAUUACUGUUGAGUAGUAGUGACAGAUAUGUAUCCUGCAGCUUCGAAGUCAGAGGUACCUGCAGAAUGAGGACAGAGAGGAAAAGCACAAACCAAGGGAGAGAGAAGACUCAAAGUUAAUGACAUUAAUAGUGUGAUAUAAAUGCAUUGAGAGAGACGGAGAGAGAGAGAAGAUGUGCUCAGUACAUCAGGGAAGUUUCCCAAGCGGCCUCAGCCUAUAGCAAUAUAACUAAGGGAUGGUUCAGAACUCACCUGAACUAGCCCUAACCAUAACCUUUAUCAAAGAGGAAAGCUUUAAGCUUAAUCUUAAAUGUAGAGAGGGUGUCUGCCUCUCAAACCCAAACUGGGAGCUGGUUCCACAGGAGAGGAGACUGAUAACUGAAGGCUAGGUCUCUCAUUCUGCUGUUGGAAACUCUAGGAACCCACAAAUUGCAGGGUGCCUUGUAAGAUGUCCUGGGAUGAGCUGGAAGCCCUGUGUCGCAGAGAGAGGCUCCACUGUAAACAGCUUGGGGUGAACAGAACCAACGUCAAUGAGUAUGAGGUGGAAUUCCUCUGUGACUACAAGAAGACUAAGGAGGAGGAGUUCUACCUGGUAAAGUGGAGAGGGUUCCCAGAGUCAGAUAACACCUGGGAACCCAAGAGGAACCUCAGAUGCCCCAAACUGAUAAAGCAGUUCCAUCUGGACCUUGAUCAGGAGCUGAGGCGCCACAAGAGACGCUGCAUCCCUAAAAAGCUAGAUAAGGAAGUUGCAUCAAUCCUCAUUCAGAAAGCCAAACUCCGUCAGAGUCUACAGCGGUGGGAGGCCCAUUUAAAUCAGACUCGCAACCACCCAGGUCGCAUUUUUGUCAUGAACGAAGUGGACCUCGAGGGUCCCCCAAAAAACUUCACCUACAUCAACAACUACAAAGUAGGCCAGGGCAUAGUGUUAGAUGAGAUGGCUGUGGGUUGUGAGUGUAAGAACUGUUUACAGGAGCCAGUGAAUGGCUGCUGCCCUGGGGCCUCCUUACACCGCAUGGCCUAUAAUGAUAGGGGACAGGUCCGGAUCCGGGCGGGACAGCCCAUAUACGAGUGUAACUCCCGAUGCAGCUGUGGCCCUGAUUGUCCUAACAGAGUGGUCCAGAAGGGUAUCCAGUUCGACCUGUGCAUCUUUAAGACAGAGAAUGGCCGGGGAUGGGGUGUCCGCACCCUGCAGCAUAUCAAGAAGAACACAUUCGUCAUGGAGUACGUAGGAGAGAUCAUCACAACAGAUGAAGCAGAGAGGAGGGGUCACGUGUACGACCGUCAAGGCUCGACAUAUCUUUUUGACCUGGACUAUGUGGAGGACGUGUACACAGUGGAUGCUGCUCACCUAGGCAACAUCUCCCACUUUGUCAACCACAGCUGUAACCCCAACCUGCAAGUAUUCAAUGUGUUCAUUGACAACAUUGAUGAGAGGCUCCCAAGAAUCGCUUUAUUUUCAACACGGGCUAUUCGGGCAGGAGAGGAGCUCACCUUUGACUACAAGAUGCAAAUUGAUCCAGUUGACACAGAAAGCACCAAAAUGGACUCCAGUUUCAGUCUAGCAGGGCUCCCCAGCUCUCCAAAGAAGAGGAUUCGAGUGGAGUGUCGUUGUGGAUCAGACUCUUGUCGAAAAUACCUAUUUUGAUAAGGGACUGCUAGGAACGCAACACUGUUAUUUGUGUAAAGAUGUGGAAAAUUGUACAGAUUUUUAAAUGGAUUUUUAUUUUCUUCUUGUUUAUGAAAGCUGAAAUCCACCAUCAAACUUCAUCAAUGUAUGAACAUGACAAGCUCUUCCAAGAUAUAUAGAUAUAUAUAUAUAAAAACAAUCCAGUUUCAUAUCUGUGAUUUACUUCAACAAAAUGUAAAGCUUCUAGUUUUCCUUUAAAUUGAAGACUGCAUCAGUGGGUUAUUUUUGUACUUAAUUCCAAUAAUUUUAAAUAUCUUUCUCCGUCCACUUUAAAUUGCAGGAUAGAUAAAAAUAGAUGAGUGAUCUAGCCUGUAUAUUAGCCCAUCACUAUAGAGUGCAGCACAAGAAUAAAUGUCCAUUUACAUUUUGAGUAAAACAUUUUCUGUGGUUGCCUUCUCCAUGCUCUAAAUAUGUAUUCUACACGUAUGAUGGGUAUUUACCCACACCUUUUCAUGACUGUUAAAUGAUAAUUGCAGUUUUUAUAGCUUGGGUCUUAGUUUUGUCCAUUAUUUCUACCAGUAACAACACUGCACUCACCAAGUUAAUAGCUGAGAUCUGGGAACACAGCCAUAUCUAAGGAAGGAUUCUGAUGGGUCAAGAAAUAUGAGGAGUCAGAUGAUCAGACAGGUUGGAAACACAACUCCAGGACAGACAAAUUUAUGUGGAUGAGAAAAUUAAGGUGAACAGGAAAAUUACGACACAAACUCUUUUGUAAACAUCCAUUGCAGUUUACAGACCCACUCCCUGCUUCAACUUUUACCUACUAGACUUACUGUAGUGUUAUGAGUGUAUGUGUCUGAGAGUAUUGUGAGCGAUUAUUAGUAACAUUUCACUCGAUUCACACUUUCAGAUUGACCUUCAAAUAAAAUGGUUUAAAUAAUCUGGAUAAACUAUUGGUGUGUUUCCAACAUGUCUGAUGAUCUGACUGCUUGUUUUUUGACAUCUUUUUAUUCUUUUUAGUGUUCUCAGCUGUUAACUUGGUGAGUGCAAUUCAAUAACUGUGAAUGAUGGACAAGGGUAAGGCUCAUUUGCUCAUUUGAGGGCAAAUUAGUCCUAUGUAUUUUGUUAGUUCCAUCUAAUUAACUGGUCAUACAGUUUCACGAAAGGCUCUCGGCCAAAAGUCACCAUAUUCUAAUAAAAUGAUCCAGUUGGAAAGCAGCUACAGCCAAAGUGCCAGUGUUUGGUUUUGUUCAGAUACAGUACAUGUAUCAGGCUAUACCGCAAUUUGUUACCCUGUCAUCACCAUACACAUCGCUGUUAUCCUGUGUGUUGCCCAUGUUGUCAUGACUCAUUUGCUCUUUUGGCAGAGAAUCUCUCAUUGUCUCCAAGUAGGAUUGAAUUGUCCAAGAUCAAAUGAUUUUUUUCCUCUAAAUAGAGAUUUAGUAGUUAUGUAAGUAAUAUGGCUUUUUUUUUUGUUUCUUUUGCCUUAAGUCUUGUCACUUGCAUUUCAUCAUGCUCCUGAUGCUCCGUUGAUUUAACAGUGAAUUAUGGUUAGGGUCUCAGUAUGCCUCAAAAGAAUUGGUUCAUACAGUGUUUUGUCCGACAACCAAGUCAGUGUUCCUAGUUGUUCGCAGUGUCCACACUGGAGGGCAAGUUGAUAAACCUGCUAUCAUAUUGUCCUCCUGGCUAAAUUCCUGCCUCUCUGAGCUCUCUCCAUGGACUGGAUAUCUGUUUUUGGAAACAGACAACCUCCAACACAGUCUGCUGAUCUGACAAACACUUUGUUUAAGGUACACUGAGGUCUUUACAAUUUGACGUCAGCUUUCAAGUCCCAUUCAACAUGUAGCAUGUCAGAUAGAUCUCCCCAAGAUGUGAAUUAUUAUGCAGUGACCUUGAAGCUGCAGACAAACUGCAGGGAAGGAGUGACCAUCAGCUGAGCCAACACCGCUGCUCAGUGUGUGUGUAUGUGUGUGUGCAUGUGCACUCUGUGCUCUUUUCACCAACAGCAGAUGUGGAGGAAGGUUGGGACAUUACAAAAGUCAAUUCUCAGAAUAUGUUUUACACCUUCAAUGUCACUGUCACUGUUGGGAAACUGUAUGGGUUAAAGCUUCAGUUCACAUAGAUGAUUUUAAGAUUGCAGGUAAAACUAUCUGCAUUGCCAAACACCAUCAGGGACAGGUGAGAAGUUUUUUUUUUUUGUGAUUAUAAUGACCUGACCAUUUAAAUUAGCUUUCCUUUUUGUCACAAAAGUGAUUGAAAGGAUGUAUGUAAGUAUGUAUUGUGUGGUCAGAUAGCUGAUUAUUUUUACACUGUGUAUAUUUAAACAUUUUAGAUAUCAGUACUUGUUUUUAUCAGUGUGUUAUAGGUGGAGAACAAAAGCAAUGUC
Messenger RNA from Xiphias gladius (swordfish), 4019 nucleotides. RefSeq names its product histone-lysine N-methyltransferase SUV39H1-like. The transcript has 6 exons. The coding region runs from base 455 to 1651 and encodes 398 amino acids. Gene Ontology annotation, molecular function: zinc ion binding; histone H3K9 methyltransferase activity; protein binding. NCBI's taxonomy places the organism in Eukaryota, Metazoa, Chordata, Actinopteri, Istiophoriformes, Xiphiidae. Gene Ontology annotation, cellular component: nucleus. The record is from RefSeq and is a predicted model, not a curated record.